CAAUAGGAACAAUAAAUUAAAUAAACCUUUUUUGUUUUUUAAUUUUUAAAAAAGAGAGUAUUUUAUUAGCAGUUGCCAGCCACCUAGCUAGCUGGUGAUGCCUUUGAGUUGCAUAUAAACCAACACAGACACAGACACUUAGUUAAUUAAUUAAUGAAUCUCCCCAGCGUGAUCUUCUUCCUCGGCUCAGCCUGUCUAGGCUUCCUUUACCUGUCCAAAUGCGUUGCGAAUGUCCUGAUAUGGACAUGGACGAUGUUUUUGAGGCCUGCCAAGGAUCUGAGACGAGAGUACGGCUCCUGGGCAGUGAUCACCGGCUGCACCGAUGGCAUCGGAAAAGCUCUUGCUUUCGAACUGGCAUCCAAAGGCCUCAACCUGCUGCUUGUCGGCCGAAACCCAUCCAAGCUACAACAGGUGUCCCACCAAAUAUUACUCCAACACAGCACCAAACAGCAGCAGCUUAGUGUAAAAACUGUUGUGAUCGACUUGGGUAGGUGCAGCGGGGAGGAGAUCCUGAGGAAGAUGGAGGAUGAGACAAGGGGUUUGGAUGUAGGAAUCUUGGUGAACAACGCAGGUAUGUCUUAUCCAUACGCAAAGUAUUUCCACGAGGUGGACGAGGAGGUGAUGGAGGGCGUGGUGAGAGUGAACGUGGAAGCCCUAACCUGGCUCACAAAGGCACUCAUCCCUCGCAUGGUGGAAAAGAAGAAGGGAGCUGUUGUCAACAUUGGAUCUGCCUCAACAACCGCUGUUUCUUCCUUCCCUCUUUACACCCUUUACGCUGCUUCCAAAGGGUAUGUGGGAAUGCUGUCAAGAUCCAUUGGAUUGGAAUACAAGCAGUAUGGAAUAGAUGUACAGUGCCAGAUUCCAUUGUUGGUGGCAACUAAGAUGUCAAGGAUAAAGAAAGCUACGUUGUUCUGUCCGAGCGCAGAAACAUACGGCAAAGCCAGCGUGAGGUGGAUUGGGCACGCACACCCGGCGUGCAUCCCCUAUUGGCCUCACGCCUUGCAGGCCUUUUUCUUGUCUUUGCUGCCUGUGUCGUUGCUUGACUACUGUCUGUUUACAUACUUCAAUGAGAUGCGGCAUAGAUGCCUCGCAAAGGAUCGAUGAUUCUAACAAAAUUCCACGCAAAAUUGUCCUGAUCAGUGAUAUAAUCAUCCGUGUGCUAUUGGGUAUGACUUGUUUUCUUACCAACAUUUCAAACAUAUCUUCAUACAUUCUGUUGCUUCGGAUAAGUAGUCAAUAAUUGAGAAAUUCAAGUAAGUGCUGUAUUUUGAAAAUCAAAGAAAAGAUGCAAAGGUUGUUCUUUUUUUCAUAUUAAAUUGGUAAAUGUCCAUCCUUAAUUGUGGGAUAUUUUUGCAAUAAUGAUGGGUAGGUACCAAUCAAACUCUAGUAAUGGAAUGAAAGUAGUGACAUUAGAAUUUGG
Messenger RNA from Andrographis paniculata, 1420 nucleotides. Its product is annotated as very-long-chain 3-oxoacyl-CoA reductase 1-like. Lineage: Eukaryota; Viridiplantae; Streptophyta; Magnoliopsida; Lamiales; Acanthaceae. Gene Ontology annotation, cellular component: endoplasmic reticulum. The record is from RefSeq and is a predicted model, not a curated record. The transcript is spliced from 3 exons. Gene Ontology annotation, molecular function: ketoreductase activity. The coding region runs from base 154 to 1104 and encodes 316 amino acids.